Messenger RNA from Aethalodelphis obliquidens (Pacific white-sided dolphin), 2259 nucleotides. It is a transcript of the gene NFKBIE, whose product is annotated as NFKB inhibitor epsilon. Gene Ontology annotation, biological process: cellular response to tumor necrosis factor. The record is from RefSeq and is a predicted model, not a curated record. NCBI's taxonomy places the organism in Eukaryota, Metazoa, Chordata, Mammalia, Artiodactyla, Delphinidae. The transcript is spliced from 6 exons. The coding region runs from base 213 to 1310 and encodes 365 amino acids. Gene Ontology annotation, cellular component: cytosol. Gene Ontology annotation, molecular function: NF-kappaB binding.
GCUACCCAGCUGCCCGGAGUAGCGGAUGCCGAGGACCCCGCCAGCGUUCCAAGCCUCUCCACGCUUCUCGCCGACCCCUCGGGCCCCCGCAGCCCGGGAAGAAGGCCACUCCGGGCCCAGCACCCGCUCUGCAAGGCGGACCUGCAACCCGGAAAGGCGGCGCGGAGUCGGAUUCUGCUCGGACCGGGCCCCGGCGGGCCGGCGCCGCGGGGAUGUCUGAGGCGCGGAAGGGGCCGGACGAGACUGAUGAGAGCCAGUAUGACUCGGGCAUCGAGUCUCUGCGCUCUCUGCGCUCUCUGCGCUCUCUGCCCGAGCCCACCCCGGCCCCAGCCUCUGGGCCCUCAGACGGAGGGGGCCCCCAGCCCUGGACUCAUCCUCCGGGAACCGCCAAGGAGCCAGAGGAGAAGGAAGAUACAGAUGGGGAGCGGGCUGACUCUACCUAUGGCUCCUCAUCGCUCACUGAGCCCCUGUCCUUGUUGGGGGACCCCAAGACCGAGGACCCAGCCCCAGACUCGCGGCUUCCCGCCGCGGGGGCGCUGAGCCCUCAGCAGCUGGAAGCACUCACUUACAUCUCCGAGGACGGAGACACGCUGAUCCACCUGGCGGUGAUUCAUGAGGCCCCGGCUGUGCUGCUCUAUUGCCUGGCUUUGCUGCCUCAGGAGGUCCUGGACAUUCAGAACAACCUUUACCAGACAGCACUCCAUCUGGCCGUACAUCUGGACCAGCCAGGUGCAGUUCGGGCCCUGGUGCUGAAGGGGGCCAGCCGGGUGCUACAGGACCGACACGGCGACACGGCCCUGCAUGUGGCCUGCCAGCGCCAGCACCUGGCCUGUGCCCGCUGCCUGCUGGAAGGGCAGCCAGAGCUAGGCAGAGGACCGCCUCACUCCCUGGACCUCCAGCUGCAAAACUGGCAAGGUCUGGCCUGUCUCCACAUCGCCACCCUGCAGAGGAACUGGCCACUUAUGGAACUGCUGCUGCAGAACGGAGCUGACAUCAACGCACAGGAGGGCACGAGCGGGAAGACAGCGCUGCAUCUGGCCGUGGAGACCCACGAGCGGGGUCUGGUGCAGUUCCUUCUCCAGGCUGGGGCCCGGGUGGACGCCCGCAUGCUCAACGGGUGCACACCCCUGCACCUCGCCGCGGGCCGGGGCCUCAGAAGCAUCUCAUCCACCCUGUGCGAGGCAGGUGCCGACUCCCUGCUGAGAAACGUGGAGGACGAGACUCCCCAGGACCUGGCUGAGGAUCCCUUUGCCCUUUUGCCCUUUGAUGACCUGAAGAUCUCCGGGAAGCCACUGCUGUGUGCUGACUGAAGCCGGGACAGGCUCUAGGGCCCCGGACGCUCCUCCCCUUCCCAUCUGAAAGCUGGAGCCACAGCUGCUACAGUCUGGGCCCAGGCCAUGUGCCCUGGGGACUGCUGAGGCCAGAGCCUGGGGCCAGCACAGUCCCGAGCUGAGAGGAGGGACCGCAAAUAAGAGAGCCAGUCUGGAAGGAAGAGCUUCCAGGUGGAUGGAAGGACCCCGAAAGCCCCAGGCAACCUGGGCGAAGCCUGUUUACCUCUGUUGAAGAUGGCGGGGCUCUUGCCUCUACCCACGUGGGGUCAGCUUGAAGCUGCCAGCCGGUAGGCAACAUGGACUCUCCUGAGUGAGGAGAGACACUGAACUGUGAGUGAGCAGGGCCCUAAAGGGUUCCAUCUCACUGCUGAGGAGGACUUUGAAACACUGUUGUUUAAAGACUUCACACAGAAGGCCCUGAACUGAGCCUUUGGGGAUGGGGAAGUUUCAAGAACAUGACACUAAAACAGCAGAGACUUAAACACACACCCCCCACCCCACUCCCGCCCCGAGUUGUUUUGUGCGUGUGCCUGUUUGUGUGCAUUGGGGAUUUUGAGACAGGCCUGCCCUGUGACCUUGUGGUGGAGGCAGAGAGAAGGAAAUUGUCACUUGAGCAAGGUAGGGCCUUGUAGGGAGGGUAGGGAGCCUAAUGGUCCUCAGGCCUCUCUGUCCAGCACAGUCUCUUGCCCUUUCUGUGGAAAUGCAGUUGGAUGGAGGAAGAGAAAGAGGAGUGAGAAGAUGCAAGUGGGAGGCCUCACCACGGCCCUGGAGGACCCUGGAGAGAAGGGCUAGCCUGUGGAGGGUGACACGAGGGAGCGUGGCUUCGUAUGUUGUUUUCUCUCAUUCCACAUAUGUUUGAGGCACCUGUUAGGUCAGGCCUAUGCUGGGAUAGAAUAUGUGGGAAUAAAACCGUUUCUGGCCCCUUGGA